Lemur catta (Ring-tailed lemur) is the source of this 1047-nucleotide messenger RNA. RefSeq names its product nudix hydrolase 5 (gene NUDT5). NCBI's taxonomy places the organism in Eukaryota, Metazoa, Chordata, Mammalia, Primates, Lemuridae. Gene Ontology annotation, cellular component: nucleus. Gene Ontology annotation, biological process: nucleoside phosphate metabolic process; ribose phosphate metabolic process. Gene Ontology annotation, molecular function: ADP-ribose diphosphatase activity. The record is from RefSeq and is a predicted model, not a curated record. The transcript is spliced from 9 exons. The coding region runs from base 368 to 919 and encodes 183 amino acids.
CUAAGUUGUUAAUUAUAGUCUAAAUUCCAGUGAGUUCUAGAACCAAUGUGUGUCUUGCGUGUUACUCAAUUUAGCUUUAAAAGUCUCUUGUUGCAGGAACCAUUGCAAUGGAUAAAAUUUAAAUCCUUCAUCUUGGAACUCUGAUCUUGGCACCUUUCUGGAAUUCUUUUUGAUUUAAAACCUUUCCAUGUUGUCUGUGAACAGAUCUGCUGAAAAUUAUUAGGUUGCUGCUGGCAAGAAGUGAAAGAUAGGAUAGUAAGAAAAAGGCUACUGCUUUAUGUACACAGUGAAACUUUCCUCUCAGUUCAGUAUAGUGCCAUAGUUAAUUUCAGAAGGAAAAUGGGUCAAGCUUGAAAAAACAACUUACAUGGAUCCUACUGGUAAAACUAGAACCUGGGAAACAGUGAAACGCACAACCAGGAAGGGACAGACUGCUGAUGGUGUAUCGGUCAUCCCCGUGCUGCAGAGAACUCUUCAUUAUGAGUGCGUUGUUCUAGUGAAACAGUUCCGACCACCGAUGGGCGGAUACUGCCUCGAGUUCCCUGCAGGUCUCAUAGAUGAUAACGAAAGCCCAGAGGCAGCUGCUCUUCGGGAGCUUGAGGAAGAAACUGGCUAUAAAGGCGACGUUGCCGAAUGCUCUCCAGCUGUAUGUAUGGACCCAGGUUUGUCAAACUGUACCACACACAUCGUGACAGUAACCAUUAAUGGCGAUGACGCAGAAAAUGUACGACCUAAGCCAAAGCCAGGGGAUGGAGAGUUUAUGGAAGUAAUUUCUUUACCAAAGAAUGACCUGCUGAAGAGAAUUGAUGCUCUGGUAGCUGAAGAACAUCUUACAGUGGAUGCCAGAGUCUAUUCCUAUGCUCUCGCGCUGAAACAUGCAAACACGAAGCCAUUUGAAGUGCCCUUCCUGAAAUUUUAAGGUUAAAGACAAUAUUGGACAUAUGUUUUUGUAAAUGAGACCACCAGGCCUUCUUCACUAAGACUUUGUAUUCAACUUAGUUUAAUGUAGAUUUGAAAUUAGCUUUUUCAUACAAUAAAAGCACAGAA